This is a messenger RNA of Symbiodinium necroappetens, 364 nucleotides long. NCBI's taxonomy places the organism in Eukaryota, Dinophyceae, Suessiales, Symbiodiniaceae. The record is from the annotation of a GenBank genome assembly.
GCGAACUCUGGCCCGCACGACACACACUGAACCUCAGCAACCCAGACCCGAGUGCCGUGUGAAAUCGGCGCCCGGAGGCAUGAAGCCGACCAACGCGUCCAACACGGAUGCAAACCACGGUUUGCCACAGGCCCAGAAGCCUGUGGUGAGGGUUGACAAUCGCUGCGUCUCUUGCAGUGGGCAGGCUCCACUCGUGCUUGCUGCGUUCAAGAUGGCUUGCCUUCACUAUGCGCCUUCGCCGAUCGACUAUCGAGGCGCUGCCGUGGAGCGCUACGAACUUCUGGACCGCCGAGAGCAGCUCCUGCUCACGGCCAACAGAUCUUUGGUACAAGGGCCAAGUGUCUUCGAUGGCGGCACAGGCUGA